Folsomia candida is the source of this 943-nucleotide messenger RNA. RefSeq lists its product as uncharacterized. The record is from RefSeq and is a predicted model, not a curated record. Bases 94 to 663 code for a protein of 189 amino acids. Lineage: Eukaryota; Metazoa; Arthropoda; Collembola; Entomobryomorpha; Isotomidae. The transcript has 2 exons.
UGACAUACACAUUUGUCCAGUCAACUUUUGUCCUUCUGAUUGUUAACAUCCAAAUAAAAAUUUCCUCGCGUUACCAUAACAACCGAGAGAAAUAUGCCUCGACUCCGUUCUGAAUCUGGAAUGCCGUCCUUCAGGGAAGUUAGAGAAAUUUUUGUGCUCGGAUUCUGCAAUUUGGUAGUCGGACCAAUCAUUUUUAUCGCCGAAUUCUUUGCCCUGCCUGAAACUGACGUGGAAAACAGCAACAAUGUCACCGACGAGGAGCUAGCACUGGAAUAUGAUGCUCUUUUAUGGGCUUAUAUUUCCAUGAUAUUCUGCUCCUUUGUUUCCGGAUUGUGCGCAAUGUGGGCAGUCACCGUAGUCCGUAACGACUGCUAUUGGGAGAUCAAAUUGGGAAAGGUGGCCACAUUCUUGGCGAAAGCGUUAUUCUUCCAAAAUCUGGCCUUCAUAUUCUACAACCUGGAUCCGCUGGAGUGGAGGACAAAGGGUGGACUCCUCGAGACAUGGGGACAGAUUGAUUUGCUCCCCGGUACAUGUUUAUAUUGUGUCGCGUUGCAAUACUAUUUUGCCAGGCAGAUUGCUCUAUUUGUUAUGGAGGCAGAAAAGUUGGUAAAAACUCGACAAGAUAUUGUAAAGAAGGCGCAGCGAAACAGAGCUAGCAACUGAUUUAUGGAGAAAUUUUGUGUACGUAUUUUCCUCUAAUCGAGCACAUAUUUCGGUUUGAUUGAUAUCGAUAUUUGAUAAAAGUUAGAAGCUUAAGGAUUUAAUUUUAAAUUGUGUGUGUAAUGAUGAUACAUUAUUUAAAAGACCGUCAAUAAGUAUUCUGUGAGACUUAUCAAAAAAUUGUAUACGUACUGCGAAAAUAUUUUAUAAGGAUGGGUCAAAAGUCUGUAUUCGUGUAUUAAUGAAGUAAUUAUUAAAAUAAGUAAUGUAAUUAUUAAGUAUU